CAGCAGGGGAGAAGAGAAGCCCCUCCACCACGUCCACCAUGUCUCAAAGCGGGCCACUGGACACUGCGAUGGCCACCGAUGGUCUCCAGCUCACCACCGUCACCACCACCCCGACCUCCACACCUCUGACUGAGACUACUGUGACAACCGUGACCACCCCCUCGAGGAUUGUCUUGGUAACAGCCCUGCCGACUACCACCCCGCCAACCACCACCACCAGCACCACCACCACUACUCCAGCUCCAACCACUACCACAACAACUGCUACUACUACUACGACUACAACUACAACUACAACGCCUCCUCCCACCACAGUGUUUACAACCACGUCCACCACCACCACCACCACCACUACUCCUCCUCCUACUACUACUACUACCACCACCAGUGCUCCAACUACAACGAGGAGUACGACUGUUAGGAGCACCUCAGGACCUACCUCUGGUGAUGCCUUCACUGAAGCUGAAACCAUCUUCACCUCUGCCAAUGCACCUCUACCUUGCAACAUCACUGAGAGGAUGUUGGUUAAAACAGUUUUGUCCAUUCAGAUGAAUGAAAACCGUCUGGAGCGUACCACGAAGCUGAACCUGGUGAAGGGACUCUCCAAGGCUCUCCAGAAAGCCCUUAAUGACAGCGGCGUUCGAGUGCAGAUUGAGAAGGAGCUAACCACCCCCUCCAACGUGACUCUGGGCUACUACGUUGCGAGUGGCAAGACUGUGUACAUAGCCUCGGUGGUAGUGGACGCCCUGAACGCGUACGGCUUCGACAAGCUGCUGUUGGACGUGCGGCAGCAGGAGCCUGCUGUGGAGGGUAUGCUGGUCCCGGGGGACCCCUGGAUGGACAGCCCAGGAGUGCAUCUCCAGCUCAGGACCGUGCUGAGGUUCGUCAGCUCGGCGGACAACAUUAGGUCCUGCAGCUUCUCCCAGAUGAUGGAGCAGCGUCUGGAGAGCGCCCUGGCGGAGGCCCAAGACAAAGUCGACAACACCUACGGCUCCCUCACAGUGGAGAUCCAGGGUGUGUACCAGGCGGAGGGCUCCCCCUCUGUGUACCUCAUCUAUGCGGUGCGGAACGGCUCCACCCUCCUCAAUGGCACCGCCUCCAGCGCCCUCCUCACCCAGCUCACCGCCGAGGUGGUGGGCUACUUCCUCCUCUUCCCACCCCUCAUCAUCGCAGAGCCACUGGAGUACCACAACCUGAACACCUCGAUUGCGACCAGAGAGUACUGGGUCAUCACAGUGAUUCAGGACGUGGACAGCUCCACUCUGGAGGCCAGCUACCAGAGCUUCUCCAGCCUGAUGGAGCAGCGGCUGGCUGAGCUCUUCCAGGUGGCCAGCAGGCAUGGCCUCCGCUCCAGACGGGCCGCCACCAUCGGAGGAUACACUGUCCAGAUGGUGAACAUACGGCGUCUCCCUGGCCCUAAGAACCCCGCGGAGAUGACCUACUACGUCCAGUCGGAGGGCGUGCCUAUCUCCGGCACCACCGCCGCCAAGACGCUCAACACCGUGGACUCCCAGACCAUGGCCCUCACCCUGGGAUACUUCGUACAGCUGCAGGCAGACCCCGUGGUGAAGAGUCUGCCUAGUAACCUAUGGAUCAUGGCGGUGUUGACUCCGGUCUCCUUGGUGAUAGUGCUGAUCAUCAUGGCGGUCGCGCUCGUGUGCCGCAGGAACCGCUCUGUCUUCAAGACCAGCGCCUUCCGCAGCUUCCACCCAAGAAGCAAGACAUCAUACCGGAGGGACGGCAGCUAUCACCAUCAGCCCGUGCAGGGUUUCGACUACGCCAAGAAGCACAUGGGUCGCCCGGGAGAAGAGGCGGCCAUUUCCGUAACCAAGGAAACGCUGGUGCUGUCUCUGCCGGUCCGGGAUGCGCCCCUGUCGCAGGCCGGGGACCGAGCGGGACGCGACCACCAGGACCUCACCACCACCUCCAUCUCCAAGAGGCCACAGUCCACAGAGAUGCAGAGGAGGUUGCCAAGCGAGGACGGCUCGGUCUCCAGCAACGAGUCCGGGAAGCUGAACACGGGCAGGAGCUCCUCAGCGCGCAGGCCGGCGGCUUCCAAGGGCAGCAAGGCCGAAACACACACCAGGACCGAGCACUAUGACUCCUUGACCGGCUCGUUGAGGCUCAUCUCCAUCAAGCCCAUGGCAGCCCCGCCCACCUUCUCCUACUCGGCCUCGUCCAAUCCCAGCCAGGACUCCGUGCUGCUCAACGGCGCCCCCAACAUGGGCCUAAAGCAGAAGUCGGAUAUCGAGCACUACCGCAACAAGCUGCGGCUGAAGGCCAAGAGGAAAGGCUACAGCGACGCGGGCGUGAGCACCAGCAGCAGCAGUGGGGGCAGCGGACACGCCGUCUACAGCCACCGCGACCGCGACCGGGACAGGGACAGAGAACGAGACCGGGACAGGGGCCGGCUGAGGAGGGACAACGGGCCUCUGGACCUGGAGGAUGCGCUGGGUCCCGCUGACGAGAGGAACCCGUCCACCUUCAUGAAGUAUCGCAGGAGUGACUCCCACACCAGGGAGCCAUCGUACUGGAGCAGGCAGUCUCUGAACAGCCCGAGCCCUGUGGAGACGGAGAUGGACCUGCUGGUGAUGAGGGAGAGGUCUAGGAGGGGCAUCCGCAACAGCGGCUACGAUGGCGAGCCGGAGCCGUUUGAGGAGACGGACGUGGACCGGCUGAUGAGCUCUCUGGGCUUUGGUGGCGUCGUUGGCGGAGUUGGAGUUGGGGGCGUGAGCGUGGGGGUGGGGGGCGUGGGUGUUGGCGGUGGCAAGGGCCACUCGGACUCCUCCACGCUGAGCUCACAGCCCUCCAUUGACGAGGUGCGGCAGCAGAUGCACCUGCUCCUGGACAGCGCCUUCGGUCUGGCGCCCUCCGAGGCCCCACCCACCCCUAAUGGCCACCACCACCACCAUCACCACCGCCACUUACCGCACCACCCGCCCCCGCAGCCCCCGCCCCAGCACAGCUCCUACGGGGCCCACCAUCACCAUAGCAACCCGUACGGGGACGGGGUGACCAGCGCGCCGGGCACCAUGAACCACCCGGUGGCGCCGCUGCAGAGGGGCACGUCCUUCCCAGAGCCACCCGAGAUGCACCAGUGCAGCCUGCCCAAACCAGGCUUCAGGUUUACCCAGCUCCCUGACAUCGGCCUGGGCUCGCCGCCUCCGCUCAUCCCCCCGAGGCCCGGGCCUCCUCCUGGGACAUCCAUGAGGCGCUCCACUCCCGACGUGAGCCUGAAGCCGCGCGUGUCGGAGGCGUCGGAGCUGCAGAGUCAGCACAGCGGCGCCCCCUACCUGCCACUCAACAGAGCACCCUUCCCUGCUGUCACUGUGGACCAGUCCUUGACAAGCUACUCAGGAAACCCAAUGACGGCAGUCUAUGCCAUAUCUGCCAAUCGGCCCGGCUACUCCGACUACUUUGUGGUGCCGCCCUCGUCGUCCUACCGGAGCCCCUCCUGGAUGUCCUACCCCCCAGAGCCAGAAGACCUCCCGCACCAGUGGAACGACACAGUCAAGAACCAGUGUCACCUGGAGACCAUCUGCUGAAGUGUGUUGGUCGGCAGCACAGACAGGACAUAAUAACACACCUGGGGUUUAUACAAAACUCUACAAGGCCUCCCUCCAUUCAAAGGGCCCCAGGACCACCUCUCUCUCUCUCUCUCUCUCUCUCUCUCUCUCUCUCUCUCUCUCUCUCUCCAUGGUAUCUCCCGUCCAGAAGAGCCUUGUAGGACACACAGAUGAAGCCAUGUCCCAGCCUCCACCUGGGCUACCUGUCAAGGCUGUUCUACAACUGCCUGGCCAGGCCAAACUCUACUUUCUUUUCUGAUUUGCUUUCCCCUCUCCUUUUUUAUUUCAGCUUUAUCGAUGAUUUGAAUAACUGAUAUAAAAAACUGUGCGUAG
This is a messenger RNA of Engraulis encrasicolus (European anchovy), 3899 nucleotides long. RefSeq names its product KIAA1549-like a. Lineage: Eukaryota; Metazoa; Chordata; Actinopteri; Clupeiformes; Engraulidae. The record is from RefSeq and is a predicted model, not a curated record. The transcript is spliced from 24 exons. The coding region runs from base 39 to 3545 and encodes 1168 amino acids.